Messenger RNA from Coniosporium apollinis CBS 100218, 1167 nucleotides. RefSeq lists its product as uncharacterized. Bases 1 to 1167 code for a protein of 388 amino acids. The transcript is spliced from 6 exons. Lineage: Eukaryota; Fungi; Ascomycota; Dothideomycetes. The record is from RefSeq and is a predicted model, not a curated record.
AUGGCCCCUUCCCCCUUCAAGAAAAGGAGAGAUAAGGUGGAGGAGGCAACAGCGGAGGCUGAAGCACUGCCCUCACCGAGGAACCUUCCGGUCGUAGUCGGGCCGAAUCAACCUUUGGAAGUAGCGUUGCGAUCGAGAUCUUUAGCCGAAAGAGACCCGACAGAAGACGAGUACGGUCUUAAGAUAUUGCACGACCCUCAGGGCGCGGCAAUAGACAUCAUCUUCAUUCACGGCUUGACGGGUAACCGCGAGAGCACGUGGACGAGGAAGAGCGGAAAACACAGGUGCUUCUGGCCAGAAGAUCUUCUCCCGACCGACAUUGAGAACGCCCGCAUCGCAACCUGGGGCUACGAUGCGGACGUCAUCCGCAAGACCCCAUUCCGCGUGGUAUCAACCAACACUUUGCAACAGCAUGCCGACAGUCUUUGUACAGACCUUGCUAACUUACGAGCGCAUGGCACACGGACGCGCCCGAUCAUAUUCGUCGUACACAGCCUAGGAGGGCUUGUCUGCAAAGCAGCGUUACUGCACUCCGCGGAAGCCCGAACCAUGGAAAACGCUCAUAUCAGAGAGAUAGCUGAGAGCAGUUACGGUGUUCUUUUCAUGGGUACACCUCACCAAGGCUCAUCUCAGGCGGGAUGGGGUAGCAUGUUAGCCUCGCUCCUCGGCUACAUGAAACAGGACAAUGCCGAUAUCGUCCGGGGUUUGGAAAAGGAAGCGCCCGAGCUUGCGGAACUGCAGCGACGAUUCUACAAUCUGCUUGCAAGCCGCAUUGAGGAACGCCGUCCGCUCAACAUCAGCUGCUGCUUCGAAGAGCUGCCGGUACCAGUGCUGGGUAUGAUAGUGCCGUCCUCGUCCGCAGAAAUGGACGGUUACAAGGCCAUCCCGAUCCACGCAAACCACAUGGACAUGACGAAGUUCGGAAGUGAUGACAGUCUUGGAUACAUCAGGGUACUUGGAGAGCUGCGGAGAUGGAUUGAAGCUGCCACAUCGAAGCGCGAUGCAGAUGCUGAAGAAGUGAGUCCAAUCCUGGUCAGUGAAUUCCUGGCUAAUCUUGUUAUUGUAACAGAAGAGCGAAAAGGAGUCAAGUCCGACGCCAGUGGCCCGGAAUCGCUCAAUUACCCAUCAUGGAGAUGUUUACGGUGGAGGAACUGCUCUGUACGGUAG